CAGACAAGCUAGCUCCGCGACAGUUUUUUUUUUUUUAUACAAAAUAAGCUGCUCGUUUGUGAACUGUCCAUUUGUUUCACUGUUAGAUUUAACUCCAGAGUUUGAAGUAAUGCGCAAGAGAGAUAUUGAUAAUGUGGUCUGUCCCCAGUAGCAUCAGUUCUCUUUAGUGUUUGCCAAUGUUGGAGGUGUAGCAGGGGUCUGGCCCUGGACUAAGAUAUAGAGCAUGGCUCAAGUGAAAGUGCAGACUGCAGCCCCCUUGACUGGGCCUGGCCUGUCCCCAGUGGUGCCCAUAGCGGCCAUGCCCAGCACAGGAGCCCUGAGUCUGCAGCCGCCCCCCUCCAUCAACGGCACAGUGCCAGCCCCAACGCCCGCCUGCCCCAGCCCAGCCGCUGGCUUUGUGGAUUCUACUGUGUCGGCAAAUCCACCAGGUCCUCCCCAGGAUAACAUGGCAAACCCCAAAGAGAAAACUCCUAUGUGUCUGGUGAAUGAGUUAGCCCGUUUCAACAGGAUCCAACCACAGUACAAGCUCCUGAACGAGCGGGGCCCUGCACAUGCCAAGAUCUUCACUGUGCAGCUGACACUGGGGGAGCAGGUGUGGGAGGCCGAGGGAACCAGCAUCAAGAAGGCCCAGCACUGCACAGCCUCUAAAUCCCUGAUCGAGAGCACCCUGCCUCGGCCCCCACCCCGCUCCCCCAAAAUGGAUACCAAUAGUAACCCGGAAUCUGACCAAGGCGACCUUGUUGGAACCAGAGUGUGGCGUCUCGCAGGCAGCAUCACCCCCACUGUUGAGCUCAACGGCCUGGCCAUGAAGAGAGGAGAGCCUGCCAUCUACAGACCUCUGGACCCCAAGCCCAUGCCCAACUACAGAGCCAACUACAACUUCAGAGGAAUGUUCAACCAGAGGUACCAUUACCCAGUGCCUAAGGUGUUUUAUGUGCAGCUGACAGUGGGAAACAACGAGUUCAUCGGCGAGGGACGGACCCGCCAGGCGGCCAGACACAACGCAGCCAUGAAGGCCUUGCAGGCCCUCAGGAACCAACCCAUCCCAGAGAGACCACCACAAUGUCCCGAGGAAAAGAGUGAUGCAGAGGAGAACAGCGACGCCAGUAAGUCGGAGAUCAGCCUGGUCUACGAGAUUGCGCUUAAGAGGAACAUGCCAGUCAACUUCGAGGUUCUGAAAGAAAGCGGCCCCCCGCAUAUGAAGAGCUUCCUGACGCGGGUGAUGGUUGGCGAGUUCUCCUGCGAGGGAGAGGGCAACAGCAAGAAGCUCUCCAAGAAGCGGGCGGCCCUCUCCAUCCUCCAGGAGCUGAAGAAACUGCCAUUCAUGCCCGUCAUAGAGAAGCCCAAGCUACACUACAAGAAACGGCCCAAGACCAUACUGAAGACGGGGCCUGAGUAUGGUCAGGGGAUGAACCCAAUCAGCCGCCUGGCGCAGAUCCAGCAGGCCAAGAAGGAGAAGGAGCCGGAGUACGCGCUGCUGUCGGAGAGAGGGAUGCCACGCCGCCGAGAGUUCAUCAUGCAGGUGAAAGUAGGAGGGGAGCUAGCCACAGGGACGGGACCCAAUAAGAAGGUGGCCAAGAGGAACGCGGCAGAAGCCAUGCUGCUCCAGCUGGGCUACAAGGCGUCCACUCCACUACCUACCUCCCCAGACAAGAUGGACAACAAAGGCUGGAACGGACAAAGGGCGUCUUUCCCUGAAGCCACGAAUAACACACAAAAGGGAAUCCUCCACCUCUCCCCGGACGUGUACCAGGAGAUGGAGGCCAGCCGGAACAAGGGCAGUCCCGGCGGCCCCCCGCCCGUCUCAUACUUGGGCCCCAGCACCAAGGAACCGUACUACGUCGGGCCGGGCAGCACAGCGGCCAUCGCCCGAGAGCUGCUGCUGAACGGCUCGUCCCCCACGGCCGAGGCGCUGGGGCCAAAGGGCAAGGCACCUGCUCUGGCCCCGACCCCAGCCACGUCUGUGUCCGUUCAGCCCGCCCAGCAGCUGGAGUACUUGGCCCGCAUUCAGGGCUUCCAGGUACAAUACAGUGAUGGGCAAACCGGCAAGGAGUUCAUGACCUACCUUACGCUCUCCCCUGUGCAGAUGACUUUCCACGGCAUCGGGAGCUCAAUCCAAGCUAGCCACGACCAGGCUGCUCUAAGUGCCUUGAAACAGCUGUCGGAACAGGGACUGGACCCAGUGGAAGGACCAAUCAAGGUAGAAAAUGGAUCAUUUGAAGUGUGUGUACAAGCUGAGCUACAAGUGAAACAUCUGGCCGAGAGGACGGACACUAAACAGACUAACUCAGGCACCACCACUCAGGACUGCAUGGAUUCAAAGGCCGUCGUCUAGGAGAUGACCCCUCAACCCACCCACCUACCCACCCCCAAAAGCGCCCCUAUACCUCCCUAACCUGCCCCUGACCCCCCCCCCCCCGCUCACGAUGGCCACAGCAUCCUUCCAACCGUGUCAACAUGCAAUUGGGUGGAUGAGUUCUGGGAAUCGCCAUGACUACGAAGCAUUAACCGAGUCUUAUGUGAAGACAACACUAUCCUAACACGUAUACGGAGACAUUUUUAGCAACACUUGCAUUUACGAGAAAAAGCGAUCACGAAACAAACAAAACGAAAAGUCGAAAAAAGACAGAAUGAAAGAAACAAACAGAAAAAAAAUGAACCAGUAAGCAAAUGUGUAAUAAUGAAAUCAAUCGAUGAACGGAAUGCAUGGUACCGAUCAAGGGAAAUUUCAGUGACUAUACUCUCGAGAAUUUCCCCGUUUUGAUAGAUGUUUUUUUUUUUUUUCUUUUCUCUUUCUUUUAAAAACCUAGUCAGCAAGUGGUUUGUACAAAACGAUGCAACCAUCAUGCCAGAGUUAAGAAUGGAAUGUCAUGACAGAAAUACAAAGUUGUGGGCAGUAGCAGAUUUCUUUUUUUGAACGUAUAUUGUUUUUUUUUUUUUUUUUUUUUUUCUUAAUCUAUGAAAUAACAGUGCUUGACUAUUUAAAAAUUAACCAAUGCCAGUGCUGUGAGCGUUGUAGUUGUUGUCUUCAUAUAUAGUCACCCAGCUUAACCUUUUAUGCUGACAUAAAGCAUUCAUCUAUCUAUAUGGAUGUGUUUGACUUUGCAGAUUAACACUAAAGAAGAGUUUCAUGUUAUCAAAACAGAAAUAAACUGGUCGUAGAGUUAAUCAGUCCUCAGCAACUCGAGUGGAGUUGUCCCCCAAGCCAAGCGGACUUGUGUUGGCUUUCCGAGUACUGCUCUGCCCUUUUAAUAAUUUCAUUUGUUGGAAUAGAAUUACUGUAGAAGUCUCAGUGCACAAAGUCUGGUGGGCAUUCAUUCUAAACCGCGGGCCAAAAGAGAUCCCUCGUCAUGGAAACAAGGAGACCGUGUGUGAAUACGAGAACAGUAUUGGACAAAAAAAAAAAAAAAAAAAAAAAACCUCUCAGCUGAUCUAGUAAUUCUAUUUCAUGGCUAUGUCUUGCUCCCUACAGUUUUGUUAAACACAUGUACACCCAUUUUGUGUGUUGUAUCUAAGGCAUCAACUGAGUGCUUUUAAUGACUGCAUUCUGAGGCCACCCUCGUGAGAAGACACACGGCCGUCUAGUAGAGCGCUGUUUCUCCUUUCAGCUCAAAAGACGUCAUCGAAAAACAAAGACUACAACUUGAAGGAUUUUCAAAUCCAAGAAGGAUGUAUCUCUGUGAACACACACUAUGAUGGCAGAAAUGUGUCAGAGAAAAUGUUACUGAAAUGCAGUAAAAUCACAUCAGUUCAUGUUGA
Molecule: messenger RNA, 3759 nt
Organism: Clupea harengus (Atlantic herring)
Lineage: Eukaryota; Metazoa; Chordata; Actinopteri; Clupeiformes; Clupeidae
Gene: stau2
Product: staufen double-stranded RNA binding protein 2
Biological process (GO): intracellular mRNA localization; anterograde dendritic transport of messenger ribonucleoprotein complex; germ cell development
Cellular component (GO): neuronal cell body; cytoplasmic stress granule; neuron projection
Molecular function (GO): mRNA binding; double-stranded RNA binding
Source: RefSeq, a predicted model, not a curated record